This is a messenger RNA of Oppia nitens, 915 nucleotides long. RefSeq names its product homeobox protein goosecoid-like. Gene Ontology annotation, molecular function: RNA polymerase II cis-regulatory region sequence-specific DNA binding; DNA-binding transcription factor activity, RNA polymerase II-specific. The coding region runs from base 1 to 915 and encodes 304 amino acids. The transcript is spliced from 2 exons. NCBI's taxonomy places the organism in Eukaryota, Metazoa, Arthropoda, Arachnida, Sarcoptiformes, Oppiidae. The record is from RefSeq and is a predicted model, not a curated record. Gene Ontology annotation, biological process: regulation of transcription by RNA polymerase II. Gene Ontology annotation, cellular component: nucleus.
AUGUAUAGUCGAUGUUAUGAACAGUUGUCGUCUUCAUCUUCGGUUUAUUCUUCUUCUUCUGCUUCCGGUUGUGCUAUGAAUGUGCUGUCCGUAAUGAAAAUGUUGGCCAACAAUACUUCCUCCAAUGCAGCCGCCGAUGAUGACAACGAUUCACCAAUCAGUUUGUCUCAGUCUAGGUCUGUCUCAGCAGCAAAAGAUGCCGCAAACAAAACGAACAGUAGUUUUGGUUUUUCGGUUAAAGAUAUCUUAGAUUUGCCGACAAAUAAUACUAAUAAUAAUAAGACAAAAACAUGUAAAUUGGACACCAAUUACAGUGCCAGUGCCGCCAACAGCAACAACAUUAUCACUAGUUCUGCGGUGUCGUCUUCGGCCGCCAUCGAUAGCAACAACUGUCUGACUACGACAACGACGCCGACAGCCAACAUAUCAACAACAACAACGACAAUACCCGCCAUCGCCAGCGGCUUUCAUCAUCCACUCUAUGCUUAUAAUACCAGUAGUCUAUGUGAUAAUCCAUACGCUCAAUGUCUACUACCAUCAUAUGAUCAUCUAUUAUAUUAUCCAUCGACACAACUUAACCGUAACUCGUGUCCAACCACUGCCUACUCGGCGGCCGCCAACCCAUUGAUGUCGUGCCGAUUACCGGCAAACGAUUAUCAUCUGUUUGGCGCCUCAUUGCAACAACAGGUAUCAACUUCGGCAUUCAUAUCGUCGUUGACCAGCAAUCUGAUGGCAUCGGGACACAAACGCAAGCGCCGACACCGGACUAUAUUUACGGAACAACAGUUACAGCAAUUGGAAACAGCCUUUCAUAAGACACACUAUCCGGAUGUACUGCUCAGAGAGGAACUGGCGAUCGGUGUCGAUCUCAAAGAGGAAAGGGUCGAAGUAAGCAAUUUGUUUGUUUGUUUGUAA